CGGCUGCAUUUUGAACUGCGCACCCGGAAGGCCAGGCCUGCGGGGCAAGAUGGAGUUGCUGCAGGUCUUGAGGCGAGGACUGCAGCAGGUCAGCGGCCACAACGGCCUCCGAGGCUGGCUACGAAUGCUCUUCAGGGCAAAUGAUGUGAGGGUUGGUACAUUAGUGGGGGAAGACAAAUAUGGAAACAAAUACUAUGAAGACAACAAGCAGUUUUUUGGCCGUCACCGAUGGGUUAUAUAUACUACUGAAAUGAAUGGCAGAAAUACAUUCUGGGAUGUGGAUGGAAGCAUGGUGCCCCCUGAAUGGCACCGUUGGCUUCACUGUAUGACUGAUGAUCCUCCAACAACAAAACCACCUACUGCUCGUAAAUUCAUUUGGACAAACCAUAAAUUCAACCUGAGUGGCACUUCAGAGCAAUAUGUACCUUAUUCCACCACUAGAAAGAAGAUUCAGGAGUGGGUCCCACCUUCAACACCUUACAAGUAAAGACACUGAACAAUUUAAACAUGUAAAAUAUGAGGCUUUUCAUGUAAUUGCACUUUUACUGCUUACUGUUAAUUAAAAUUAUUUGAUUAAACAA
Messenger RNA from Eptesicus fuscus (big brown bat), 581 nucleotides. RefSeq names its product NADH:ubiquinone oxidoreductase subunit A12 (gene NDUFA12). Gene Ontology annotation, cellular component: membrane. Lineage: Eukaryota; Metazoa; Chordata; Mammalia; Chiroptera; Vespertilionidae. Gene Ontology annotation, biological process: mitochondrial respiratory chain complex I assembly; response to oxidative stress. The record is from RefSeq and is a predicted model, not a curated record. Bases 50 to 487 code for a protein of 145 amino acids. The transcript is spliced from 4 exons.